AGUUUACAACAUUUGUAACUUCAAAAUGUACAGCAAAUUUCGUCCUUGAAGUAUUAUCUUGUGCAUUUGGUUUCAUUGGCAUAACAAUAAAAUAUUAUUCAUUUUGCAUUAAUAGUGAGACUAUGAAAGAUUUAAUGGAACAGCUUCAACGUAUCUUUAACGAUUUGAAAGAUAGUAAUGAAAUUGCCAUCAUAGAAAGAUACGGAAAAAACGCAAAAUAUUACACGGCUAUAUUGACCAUAUUCAUUAUUUGCAGUGUGUUCGUUAUCACGAGCGCUCAAAUAUGGCCGGAUAUUUUGCAAAUUAUUUCAUCCGUAAACAAAUCUCGAUCACGUCAAUUGUAUAUUUUGACUGAAUAUUUCAUUGAUGAAGAAAAAUACUUCUAUUAUCUACUACUACAUAUAAAUGCAGCUAUUUCUAUAGGAUUUAUUGCAGGAGCAGCAACAGGGACAACGCUGAUCGCAUAUUUCCAAUAUAUGUGCGCAAUGUUUGCAAUUGCCAGUUACCGUAUCGAGAACGCAAUAAUGAUUCAUAUAUCGCAAGAUAUUAUCUUGCAGAACAGGAAUUUGAUUUAUAUGAGCAUAAAAAGUGCUGUAGAUAUUCAUCGAAAAGCUAUGGAGUUCUGUACAUAUUUGAUAUCUAAAUUUGAGAUAUCAUUCUUCUUUUUAAUAAUAUGUGGAGUGAUGACUUUAAGCCUGAAUAUUUUUCGAUUUUUUCAGAUCGCAUCAUCAACAUGUAAUAUUGACGAACUUGUAAUACCCUUUAUAGGUGCAUGUACUAGUCUUUUAUACAUGUUCGUAGCAAACCUAGUCGGACAAGAAAUUACAGAUCACUAUAAUUAUAUAUAUGUUGCUGUAUAUAAAAUUCAAUGGUAUAUAACUCCGAUAGAGAUACAAAAGCUGAUAUUGAUUCUCAUACAAAGAAGCAACAAAACUUUUGGUCUGAAUAUUGGUGGAUUAUUUAUAGCAUCCAUUCAAUGUUUUGCUUCGUUAACAAACACAUCUUUAUCCUAUUUUACAGUCAUGUAUUCUAUACGACAAUGAUACAAUCAUCAAAUUAUGCAAUUAUGUAAUUAUGUUACUGAGUCACAUAUUAC
This is a messenger RNA of Camponotus floridanus (Florida carpenter ant), 1096 nucleotides long. RefSeq lists its product as uncharacterized. The record is from RefSeq and is a predicted model, not a curated record. The coding region runs from base 123 to 1043 and encodes 306 amino acids. The transcript is spliced from 8 exons. Gene Ontology annotation, biological process: detection of chemical stimulus involved in sensory perception of smell; sensory perception of smell. Gene Ontology annotation, cellular component: plasma membrane. Lineage: Eukaryota; Metazoa; Arthropoda; Insecta; Hymenoptera; Formicidae. Gene Ontology annotation, molecular function: odorant binding; olfactory receptor activity.